UACACGCGCCUGUUUUAUGCAGCGCGAAAUGGCUGGUCUUCGGCCAUAGCUUGGCUGCUGGAACAGGGCGCCGACGUCCACUUGGGUCAAUCAUUGACCGGUCAGACGACGCUGCAGGUUGCCGCUAUUCGCGGCCAUUACAACGCGGCAGUCCUGCUGCUCGACGCGGGCGCGCGACUCUACCAUCCCAACUCGACUGGCUGGACUGCGCUCCACUUCGCAGCCGCGGACAAUCGCUUCAAGAUGUGCAAGCUUCUGCUGAGUCGCGGCGCGUCGCUC
Molecule: messenger RNA, 279 nt
Organism: Aureococcus anophagefferens
Lineage: Eukaryota; Pelagophyceae; Pelagomonadales; Pelagomonadaceae
Exons: 1
Cellular component (GO): cytoplasm; nucleus
Molecular function (GO): protein binding
Source: RefSeq, a predicted model, not a curated record